This is a messenger RNA of Megachile rotundata (alfalfa leafcutting bee), 648 nucleotides long. RefSeq lists its product as uncharacterized. Lineage: Eukaryota; Metazoa; Arthropoda; Insecta; Hymenoptera; Megachilidae. The record is from RefSeq and is a predicted model, not a curated record.
AUGAAGAUCGUACUGGAUGUAAUAGAGACCCCGCCGGAUAAGAGUACAUAUAAUGAUAUAAAACGCGCAUUGAUAGAAAGGCUAGUCAGGUCGGAUGAAGCAAACUUAAGACAUCUCCUAUCCGGCCUUGAACUGGGCAACAGAAGACCGUCCGAGCUUCUAAGGGUAAUGAGCCAGCUCGCGGGGGCAAACGUCGGGAAGAGCGCACUCCGCGCGCUGUGGAUCCAGCUGCUUCCGAGCAGGGUGCAGGAGAUCCUGCCUAUAAUCGAUGAUGCGGACCUGCAACGAUUGGCGAAAGUCGCCGAUAAAACAAUGGAGCGUUCGGCGGCCGAGGUGCCGGCCAUUGCCGAUUUCACCCACGCCAAGCGGGUCACAAUGGCGAACACAACGCGGCACGACAGGCCCGGACGCCAAGAUGGCAACUUGGCGGCAAUCGCGACGCGAUUGUCUCGGUUAGAGAUCGAACUGAUCAGAAGGAACCGCAACCGCAGCAAGCAGCGUUUCUUCAGGAGGAGCGCCAGCCUAGAGGACAGCACGAGACGGAACGGGUUGUGCUGGUUUCAUCACAAAUUCGCCGAGCAGUCCUGGAAAUGCAGAAAGCCGUGUAACUGGACGGGCCCAGACAAACGUGGACCAGAAAAAAAUUAG